Candoia aspera is the source of this 3352-nucleotide messenger RNA. It is a transcript of the gene PDCD7, whose product is annotated as programmed cell death 7. Lineage: Eukaryota; Metazoa; Chordata; Lepidosauria; Squamata; Candoiidae. The transcript has 5 exons. The coding region runs from base 56 to 1393 and encodes 445 amino acids. The record is from RefSeq and is a predicted model, not a curated record.
AGGCGCCGCGCGGGAAGAGGCCUCUGGGGUCUAGGCCGCGCAGCCUGCCCGGAUUAUGGCUCAGCCGCCGCCUCCCUUCGCCUCACGCUUCGCGGGGCCGCCGCAGCCUGCCGCCUUCCCGCCGCCCGCGCUUCCUCCGCCGGGGCCUUUCCGAGGGCCGCCGCCUCAGCCCUUCCCUCGCCCGCUCUUCCCGCCGUUUCCAGGCGGGGGCCUGCUGUCUCCCGCGGGCCCGCCCUUCCUGCCGCCGCCGCCGCCGCAGUGGCGACCGCCAACGCCGGAGCGGCCGCCCUUGCCAUGGAGGCCGGAGGGCCCGCCGCGGCCGGCGCCCGAGGCCUCGGACGCGCCCGGCGGCGAGGGCAGCGCGGGCGACCGCCACGCGGCCUGGCUGAGCCGCUUCCUGGCGCGCCGCCGAGCGGAGGCCGCCGCCACGGUCGCUCCGCAGGAGCGGGGCUUGGGCGCGGGCGAGGCGGCGCGGGCGGCGGGCGAGGCGCUGCGGGCGGUGGCGCGCGUGGCGGCGCUGUGCGCGGCGUGGCGGCGGCGGGGCGAUGAGGCGGCGGCGGACGAGCUGGCGGAGGGCGAGGCCGCGCUGGAGCAGCUGCGCGCGCUGGUGCGGCCGCUGCGGGACCCGCGCGCCCUGGAGCUGCUGCGGCGCCGGCUGGAGCGGGGCCGCCAGAAGCGGCUGCGGCGCCGGCAGCAGAGGCAGGAAGCCCGCGCCGCCCGCCAGGAGGAGGAGGCCCGCCGCACCGAGCGCGAGGCCCGCAUCGACCGCUGGAGGGCCCGCCGCGCCCAGGAGGUGGAGGACCGGCACCGGGAACAAGAACUUAAAGCUGCUGCAGAUAGUGUAUUAUCUGAAGUGAGAAAAAAGCAAGCAGACACAAAGCGAAUGGCAGAAGUUCUGCGUGGCUUAGAAAAACUUAGGAAACUAAGAAAAGAAGCAGCAGGAAGGAAAGGUGUUUGUCCACCACCAGCAGCAGAUGAAGCCUUUGAAAGUGAAGUUCAGAACUUAAAGUUGUUGAUUAAAAAGCGCACUGAGCUCUAUGAAGCCGAAGAACGAGCUCUCCGAGUCAUGCUGGAAGGAGAACAGGAAGAAGAAAGAAAAAGAGAAAUGGAAAAGAAGCAGAAGAAGGAAAAAGAAAAGCUCCUGCAGCAGAAGCGGGACAUGGAUUCCAAACUGUUUGGGGAUCCAGAAGAAUUUCCACUUAUCCAUGUCUUGGAGCCAUUCACACAGUAUUAUUUGCAAGCUGAAUAUUCCUUGCCGGCUCUCAUCCAGAUCAGGCAUGAAUGGGAUCAAUACUUGGUGCCUGCAGAUCACCCUGAAGGAGAUUUCAUCCCCCCAGGAUGGAUCCUUCCCAGUCCACCCUCCAGUGACACGUGGGCUACUGCUGUCAGGUGAUGCCUUCGAAGUCCCAUUGAAGCCAAGACAUGGCAAAAUUUACCAGGGGAAGGCUGCAACAAUAUUGUGUGACUGAUAACUCACAUUACAAGAGUUCCUUUGAAUUCCAAAUGCAUUAUAGGUGGCCCAAGGAUCUCACAAAAUGUUGAUUGAUAAGACAGAUAUUGUCCUUAAAUAUAUUGUUAAAAGUAUGACUUAUGUGCACUAUAAUAAGUAUCAAAGUCCUCUCUAGCAUCUGGUUAUACUUCAGCAUCAUAGGAUUCUGAUCAUGAGGGAAGUAUUAAUGAAUUACUGCUGGGUAUGUGUUGGAGUGUGUGGGGUAGACCCACACUUUAAAACAACUUUCCUCAGAAACUUAUCUGGCUUUACCUUAAAUGGGAUGUAAGUGCUAUAAAAUCAGUAAUGUGUAAUCCCCAGUGAUAGAGAAAUAAAUAUGCCAUGGACCUGCAGGACAACAUUGGCUAAUAGAGGCUAGAUAUAAAGCUGGGCUUAUCUAUGGAGUUUAUAUAGUUCAGAGACCAUGGAAUUAAUGCAUCAGCUAAAUAUUAUUGUAUGUGUUCUUAAUCUAAAGUAAACUGGGAAGUCAGAAUUAAUCACCUGAGGCAACAUCAGAGAUGAUUUCUUUGGAACAGUACCCAGAUGUUCAAAUUCCAGUUAUCUUCCAAAACACCUCUGGUUAUCUUGGCCUUACAUGGCAUGAGUUAAGUGAAUUGACAGAUGUGGGCAAUAGUCACCUCUUUUGAAGUUUGAGUUAGUGCUUUCAAAAAUUAAGGUGCUAAACUGGAGUUGUAUGGAGUGAAUUAACAGUAGCUUUUCCAUGCUGUCAUAAAAACUGCAUUUCAUUUUUAUACACAUGAUACACAUACUUAGGGAAGCAGGGUUUGUUUUUCUAGUAGGAUAACUAGAAUAGCAAUAUAAGUUGAAGUUUUUGUGUCGAUUUAUACGUCCACAAUAACAUCAAGGCAUAAUUUGGUGUUUAGGGAAAGAGUCUUGAAUUUGUGUACUCUCCUGCUCUCCUUUCUGUGCUUUAAUAAAUGGCCUUGUGCCAUUUUCAACCCUAGUUGAAUGGCACAUUUUCAGCUUAAAUAAAUGGCAACUGUAGUUUCCACAGAAGCAGAAAUCAUUCAUUGACGUGAGAGAAUGUAAAGGGGGAUGGGUGGGUAGAGGAAGCAGGCAAAGAUUUUAUGCUACCUGUGAAUUAUUGGCUGCUCAGGAAAUCUGUAUGUGCUUACACAGAUUUCCUAUACAAAGUUCUUAAAAACAAUAGCACAUUCUGCACAAAUUAUGUGGUUCAUAAAUUGCAGAAAACUAAAAGUUACUCUUCUUGACCAAAAAAAAAAAAAAGUUUUCAUUGGUGGAUUUGUCCACUGUGUGGCGAAUGCCAUUUUGAUGCUUGGUUAUUUUACACUCACUUGCUCCUGCAGAUUUGUUUACUUCUGAAAUACAAACUCAGAGGUACUUAAUACCAGUUGUUUUAGUUUAGCAUUAUUUAUACUGGAAAGAUGGGAUAUUCUCUAAUCUCAUACUUUUCACUUUAUUCCUUUAAGAAAAGUAUACUGUUGUUAUUAUUUUAGUUUGAUUUAACAUGUUAUAUUUGUAUAACUAAAACCAGCGAACACUGUUAAGCAUCUUUUCUCGGACCUAAGAAGAAAUGAAGCCUGAGGCAUGGCUGUUCUUGAAUUCCAUAAAAGAGCAGUUGUACCCAAACUGUUAGUACAAACCGUAGCCUUUGUCUGGUACAUGUGUUCACUAACUAGAUUUGUUAACCUCUUGUUUCAAGGUAACUGUCAAAUAGUUGCGUAAAGUGCGCUUUACUGCCCUGUAAAGCUUUGCAACAAAGUUGUCUGAAGUGUUGGGGAUGCUGUAAUGAGAAACAGUCAAUUGUCAGAAUGAUUUAUAGUCCUGUUAAAUGAAAGUGUGUUGCCUUUUGUUUGAACUUAAUAAAUUAUGACCGUUUCA